Messenger RNA from Galeopterus variegatus (Sunda flying lemur), 284 nucleotides. RefSeq names its product lithostathine-1-alpha-like. The annotation marks the transcript as partial. The transcript has 2 exons. Gene Ontology annotation, molecular function: peptidoglycan binding; oligosaccharide binding; signaling receptor activity. The record is from RefSeq and is a predicted model, not a curated record. Lineage: Eukaryota; Metazoa; Chordata; Mammalia; Dermoptera; Cynocephalidae. Gene Ontology annotation, biological process: positive regulation of cell population proliferation; response to peptide hormone; venom-mediated disruption of cell wall in another organism.
GCCAGGAGGCCAAGACAGAGCUUCCCUCUGCCCUGAUCAGCUGCCCAGAGGGUACCAUAACCUAUGGCUCCCUCUGCUACUACUUUGACAAAGACCAUGAGGUCUGGAUCAACGCAGAUCUCUUCUGCCAGAACAUGCAUUUGGGCUACCUGGUGUCGGUGCUCACCCAGGCUGAGGGCCACUUUGUGGCCUCCCUGAUUAAGGAGAAUGGCAGUAGGGACUUCAAUGUCUGGAUUGGCCUCCAUGACCCCAAAAUUCAAUCUGCAGCCUCUUUCAUCUCCUAA